CAAUUCAGGCGUCCAAAAUUCCCCCAAGUUCCCUCUGCAUCUUCUUCUUCUUCUCGCCUUGUACUUCUCCGUUCCGAGCCAUGCUUCCGGCUCUUUCUAACCAACGCACCCACACUCACCACUCCCAAUCUCUCUCUCGUCUUCUCAAACGAAACCAUUCUCACUUCCGGCCAGGAGAUACCAAAACGAUGCCGUUUCGGUCUCCACCGAGGUCGAAACUAUCAACCAAGCUUCUCAACAUAAGCAUAUCCUCGCUGUGCAAAGCGAAGCAAAUAUCCAAAGCCGAAUCCGUAAUAACCGACGGCAUAAGAAUCGGCGUGCUCCCCGACGCGGUCACAUACAACACCCUAAUUGAUGCCUACUGUCGUUUCGCCUCAAUCGAUGUCGCUUACUCCGUCCUUGCGCGAAUGCGCGAAGCAGGGAUUGACCCCGACGUCGUUUCGUACAAUUCGUUAAUCUCCGGCGCCGUCAGAAAGUGUAUGCUCUCCCAGUCCCUCGACCUUUUCGAAGAAAUGCUGGCGCGUGGCGUAACCCCCGACGCGUGGAGCCACAACAUCCUAAUGCACUGUCUCUUCAAGCUCGGGAAGCCCUACGAGGCAAAUCGCGUUUUCAAAGAAUCCGUUCUCCGCGGCGAGGUUCACGCCACCACUUACAACGUCAUGAUUAACGGUCUCUGCAAGAACGGUUACGUCUCCCACGCCUUGAGCCUAUUCAGGAACUUACAGAGGCACGGUUUCGUGCCUCAGGUUUUGACCUACAACGCGCUUAUCAACGGGCUCUGCAAGGCCAAGCGGUUGAAGGACGCGCGGACGGUGCUCAAGGAGUUUGGGGAAUCCGGUUACGAACCGAACGCGAUUACCUACACCACCGUCAUGAAGUGCUGCUUCCGGUGCGGUUACUUCGAGCAGGGGUUAGAGAUUUUGUCGGAGAUGAGGAAUUUAGGGUUCACGUUUGACGGAUUCGCAUACUGCACGGUGAUUGCGGCGAUGAUUAAGACUGGCCGGAUGCGCGAGGCGGAGGAGAUAAUUGAUAUCAUGGUGAGUACCGGCAUUCGGCCAGAUCUCGUGUCAUAUAACACUUUGAUUAACCUUUAUUGCAGGCAGGGGAGGUUGGAGGAUGCAUUGAAAUUGUUGGAUGAGAUUGAGGAGGAGGGGUUGGAGUGUGAUCAGUACACGCAUACUAUUAUUGUUGAUGGAUUGUGUAAGGCUGGUGAUUUUGAUGGUGCUCAGAAGCACUUGAAUUAUAUGAAUACAUUGGGGUUUGGAUAUAACUUGGUUGCGUUUAAUUGUAUGCUUGAUGGCUUGGGGAAGGCUGGGCAUAUCGAUCAUGCUGUGAAGUUGUUUGAGGUGAUGGAGGUGAAGGAUUCGUUUACUUAUACUAUAUUGGUGCACAAUCUUUGCCGGGCGGGGAGGUUCCUUUGUGCCUCGAAGGUACUGGUUUCGUGUUUGAAAGGUGGAUACCAGGUGUUGAGGGCCACUCAGCGGGCGGUUCUUGAUGGCCUCCGCAGUAUUGGGUUUACUAAUGAAGCGCGGAAGCUUCGGUCGAGAAUCAGAUUGGCACGGCUUAUGUCUUGAAUGUGUGUCAGUUACUGUAAGAAAUUUUGGAGGUGUGGUGAUUAUUUGAGGGACCUAUGUUGGAGUGAAGUUAGGCAACAAAAGAACGGUACUCUGAUAUGUGGGUCGCACAGUUGAUGAUCAGCAUAACUGCUGUUCAAAAGCAGCUGUUAACCUUCUACUGCAAGAAAAUUAAGUAUGUUAUUGCUUAGAUGGAAGCUAAUACGAUACUGCAACAAGAUUCUACUUGGGAGCCAAAAUUGCUUGUUGAGGAGUUGAUCACGGCUAGAGCUACAGAUCAGGUAUGCUUCCAUUGCAUCAAAUUAUCUUGGUCACUGUUUCACGUGGAUUUGAAAUUUGUUUAUUGGCUGAAAAAUGGAGCUGGUUCCAAUAUUAUUGGCUCGAACAUGAGGUUGAGUGUCAUUUUCCCAAACCUCAAGAAGGAAGUAUGUUAUCUACCUGUUGAUUUGUUCAUUAAUGUGGCUAGUCUUCCUACACUACAUUUCGUCGACAUUGUUAUAGAAAAAGCACACAGUUCUGCAUAACAGCCAAGAAUGAGGUGUAAUGUAUCAUGCAAAUAGUUGAAACAAAGAUGGUGGCAUAUAGCUUGAAAAAUAUUGGUUAUGUUAGUACUACCUUGAGGUUCUAUUAUACUACAACCAUAUAUGUUAUGGUUAUGCUCUGUAGUUGCAACAUAAUUUGGGUUAUUAGCCACACUUGGUCUGUGAUUCAGACAACUAACGAUAUAAAGGGGAAGCCGUUGAUUAGGCAACUGUAGAUCCAUCUCCCAAUUUGUUGGAAGGGUCCAAAGCCUUUCAAAUCUCGACAUGAUGUUACUGGCAAUAUAAGCCACCGGUACUCAGCAUCACAAAUUCAAAGAAUUCGUUGCUGCAAAUACACGACCAGAGGCUUAUAUAAUUGUCACUGUGAGCACCUUUCAUGGCUAUGAUAUGAGUCUAUGAUCUACAUCUCUCCUUCUCUUUAAUGAAAGGAAUACAGGGAUUUGUGUCUACUAUCUGACAUGCUACCCUUUUCCAGAAACAUGGUAAUGUCUACUUGGGGAUUCUAGAUUGCUUUGAAAUAGGAUUGGAAAUAUUAACAUAAUUGGAGGUGAGAAAUAUUAAAUUCAAAUAAAAUAUUAAAUAUAAGGAAAUCUUGUUUUUUAUUUUUUAUUUUAGUUUAUUGUAUUGCAUUUUCUUUUGCUCUUAACAGAUAUCUCUUUAUAAGGUUAGAUAGUGAUUUGUGACAACGAGAAACAACAUCUGAUUGGAUGGGUCUCUGCAUAUUUUGAUAGACUUUCCAAGUCAUAAAUCAGUCUAAUGUGAUUUUUUUAGUUGAUACUGUUGAUAGAGCUUUUUUCAACUUAUGCAGAUGUUUAUUUCUGUUUGCUCUGCAUGGCAUCCAGAGAGGAGAAUGAAUGCACACAAAAUAAUGUCUUAGGGUAUUCAAAAAGUGGUAAACUCUAAUAUAUAUUGUAAAAAAUGGUCUGAAAAACAAAAUUAUUGAACAAAUAAUAUAAAAUACUAUUAAUUUGAAUGAAUUGAAUUUUUAGAAUCUAAUACAAUCCAAUGUAACUAAAACUUG
This is a messenger RNA of Vigna unguiculata (cowpea), 3137 nucleotides long. RefSeq names its product Pentatricopeptide repeat (PPR-like) superfamily protein. The record is from RefSeq and is a predicted model, not a curated record. NCBI's taxonomy places the organism in Eukaryota, Viridiplantae, Streptophyta, Magnoliopsida, Fabales, Fabaceae. Gene Ontology annotation, molecular function: mRNA binding; protein binding.